This is a messenger RNA of Propithecus coquereli (Coquerel's sifaka), 5291 nucleotides long. RefSeq names its product NPC1-like 1 (gene NPC1L1). The transcript is spliced from 19 exons. Gene Ontology annotation, cellular component: membrane. Lineage: Eukaryota; Metazoa; Chordata; Mammalia; Primates; Indriidae. The coding region runs from base 49 to 4023 and encodes 1324 amino acids. The record is from RefSeq and is a predicted model, not a curated record. Gene Ontology annotation, molecular function: lipid carrier activity.
UGUGCCCGAGGCCUGGCCCCGCUCCCUGCUGACCCUUGUGGACCCAGCAUGGCAGAGGCUGGCCUGAGGGGCUGGCUGCUCUGGACCCUGCUCCUGCACUUGGCCCAGAGCGAGCUGUACACACCCAUCCACCAGCCCGGCUACUGCACUUUCUACGAUGAAUGUGGGAAGAACCCAGAGCUGUCUGGAGGCCUCAUGUCACUGUCCAACGUGUCCUGCCUGUCCAACACACCCGCCCGCAACAUCACGGGCGAACACCUGGCCCUGUUACAGAGGAUCUGUCCCCGCCUCUACACCGGCCCCGACACCACCCAAGCCUGCUGCUCCGCCAAGCAGCUGGUGUCACUGGAGACGAGCAUGUCCCUCACCAAGGCCCUGCUCACCCGCUGCCCGGCCUGCUCCAACAAUUUCGUGAGCCUGCACUGCCACAACAUCUGCAGCCCCAACCAGAGCCUCUUCGUCAACGUGACCCGCGUGGCCCAACAAGGGGCUGGCCAGCCCCCCGCUGUGGUGGCCUACGAGGCCUUCUACCAGCGCAGCUUUGCAGAGCAGACCUACGAGUCCUGCAGCCGCGUGCGCAUCCCUGCGGCUGCCUCGCUAGCCGUGAGCACCAUGUGCGGCGUGUACGGCUCCGCCCUGUGCAAUGCCCAGCGCUGGCUGGACUUCCAGGGAGACACAGGAAAUGGCCUGGCCCCACUGUCCAUCACCUUCCACCUCUGCGAGCCCGGCCAGGCCCUGGGGAGUGGGAUGCAGCCUCUGAAUGAGGAGGUUGUGCCCUGCAAUGAGUCCCAAGGUGAAGACGCUACGGCCUGCUCCUGCCAGGACUGUGCUGCAUCCUGCCCUGUCAUAGCUCGCCCUCAGCCCCUGGACUCCACUUUCCGCCUGGGCCGGAUGCCAGGCGCCCUAGCCGUUAUCAUCAUCAUCUGCUCCAUCUUUGCCUUGCUCACCAUCUUCCUCGUGCACCGCCGUGUGGCCUCCAACAAGGACAAAGGCAAAACAGUGGAUCCCAAGGAGGGCACCAGCCUCCCCGACAAGCCCAAGCUCUCCACCCACACCAUCCUUGGCCAGUUCUUCCAGAGCUGGGGCACGUGGGUGGCCUCAUGGCCGGUGACCAUCCUGGUGUUGUCCACCAUGUUGGUGGUAGCCUUGGCAUCCGGCCUGGCCCACGUGGAACUCACCACAGACCCUGUGGAGCUGUGGUCGGCCCCCAACAGCCAAGCCCGGAGUGAGAAGGCUUUCCACGACCAGCAUUUUGGCCCCUUCUUCCGAACCAACCAGGUGAUCCUGACGGCUCCUAACCGGUCCAGUUAUAGGUAUGACUCCCUGCUGCUGGGGCCCAAGAACUUCAGUGGGAUCCUGGCCCUGGACCUGCUGCUGGAGCUGCUGGAGCUGCAGGAGAGGCUGCGGCACCUCCAGGUGUGGUCGCCCGAGGCGCAGCGCAACGUCUCUCUGCAGGACAUCUGCUACGCCCCCCUCAACCCCCACAACACUAGUCUCUCCGACUGCUGCAUCAACAGCCUCCUGCAGUAUUUCCAGAGCAACCGCACCCUCUUGCUGCUCACGGCCAACCAGACGCUGACGGGGCAGACCUCCCAGGUCGACUGGAGGGACCACUUUCUCUACUGCGCCAAUGCCCCCCUCACCUUCAAAGACGGCACGGCCCUGGCCCUGAGCUGCAUGGCUGACUACGGGGCCCCCAUCUUCCCUUUCCUUGCCGUGGGUGGGUACAAAGGGAAGGACUAUUCUGAGGCAGAGGCCCUGAUCAUGACGUUCUCCCUCAACAAUUACCCUGAGGGGGACCCCCGUCUGGCCCAGGCCAAGCUCUGGGAGGAGGCCUUCCUGGAGGAGAUGCGAGCCUUCCAGAGUCGGAUGGCCGGAAAGUUACAGGUCACAUUCAUGGCCGAGCGCUCUCUGGAGGAUGAGAUCAACCGCACCACGGCCGAGGACCUGCCCAUCUUCGCUGUCAGCUACUUGGUCAUCUUCCUAUACAUCUCCCUGGCCCUGGGCAGCUACUCCCACUGCAGCCGAGUGCUGGUGGACUCCAAGGCCACGCUGGGCCUGGGCGGGGUGGCCGUGGUGCUGGGAUCGGUCAUGGCUGCCAUGGGCUUCUUCUCCUACCUGGGUGUCCGCUCCUCCUUGAUCAUCCUCCAAGUAGUGCCUUUCCUGGUGCUGGCUGUGGGGGCCGACAACAUCUUCAUCUUUGUUCUCGAGUACCAGAGGCUGCCUCGGAGGCCUGGGGAGGAGCGGGAGGUCCACAUUGGCCGAGCCCUGGGCAGAGUGGCCCCCAGCAUGUUGCUGUGCAGCCUCUCUGAGGCCAUCUGCUUCUUCCUAGGGGCCCUGACCCCCAUGCCAGCUGUGCGGACCUUUGCCCUGACCUCCGGCCUUGCUGUGCUCUUCGACUUCCUGCUGCAGAUGUCUGCCUUCGUGGCCUUGCUCUCCCUGGAUAGCAAGAGGCAGGAGGCGUCCCGGAAGGACUUCUGCUGCUGCAUCAAGCCCCGGGAGCUGCCCCCACCUGGCCAGAACGAGGGGCCCCUGCUCUGCUUCUUCCGCAAGGUCUACGCCCCCUUCCUGCUGCACUGGCUCACCCGCGCGGUCGUGCUGCUGCUGUUUCUGGCCCUGUUUGGAGUGUGUCUCUACUUCAUGUGCCAAACCAACGUGGGAUUAGACCAGGAGCUGGCCCUGCCCACGGACUCGUACCUGCUUGACUACUUCCUCUUUCUGAACCGCUACUUUGAGGUGGGGGUCCCAGUGUACUUUGUCACCACCUCGGGCUACAACUUCUCCAGUGAGGAGGGCAUGAAUGCCAUCUGCUCCAGUGCAGGCUGUGCCAACAACUCCUUCACCCAGAAGAUCCAGUACGCCACUGAGUUUCCUGAGGAGUCUUACCUGGCCAUUGCUGCCUCCUCCUGGGUGGACGAUUUCAUUGACUGGCUGACCCCAUCCUCCUGCUGCCGCCUUUAUGCCUUCGGCCCCAAUACGGGCGAGUUUUGCCCCUCCACUGUCAAUUCCUUGUCCUGCUUGCAGAACUGCAUGGACUUCACGACGGGCAUCGUACGGCCCUCAGUGGAGCAGUUCCACAAGUAUCUCCCCUGGUUCCUGAGCGACCCGCCCAACAUCAAAUGUCCGAAAGGCGGCCUGGCAGCUUACAGCACCGCUGUGAAUCUGAGCUCAGAGGGCCAGGUGUUAGCCUCCCGGUUCAUGGCCUACCACAAGCCCCUGCACAGCUCGCAGGAUUACACAGAAGCUCUGCGGGCAGCUCGGGCGCUGGCAGCCAACAUCACCGCCGACCUGCGGAAGGUGCCCGGGACAGACCCAGCCUUUGAGGUCUUCCCCUACACGAUCAGCAACGUGUUUUACGAGCAGUACCUGACCGUCAUCCCAGAAGGGCUCUUCACACUCAGCGUCUGUCUUCUGCCCACCUUCAUCGUCUGCUGCGUCCUGCUGGGCAUGGACCUGCGCUCCGGCAUCCUCAACCUGGUCUCCAUCGUCAUGAUCCUCGUGGACAUUGUUGGCUUAAUGGCCCAGUGGGGCAUCAGCUACAACGCUGUGUCCCUCAUCAACCUGGUCAUGGCGGUGGGCAUGUCUGUGGAGUUUGUGUCCCACAUCACCCGCUCCUUUGCCAUCAGCACCAAGCCCACCCAGGUGGAGAGGGCCAAAGAGGCCACUAUCUCUAUGGGCAGUGCGGUGUUUGCAGGGGUGGCCAUGACCAACCUGCCUGGCAUCCUUGUCCUGGGCCUUGCCAAGUCCCAGCUCAUCCAGGUCUUCUUCUUCCGCCUCAACCUUAUCAUUACCUUGAUGGGCCUGCUGCACGGCCUGGUCUUCCUGCCAGUCAUCCUCAGCUACCUGGGGCCUGAUGUCAACCCAGCUCUGGUGCUGGAACAGAAGCUGGCUGAGGAGGCAGCAGAGGCCAGGAUGGUCUCCUGCCCAAAGCAUCCUUCCCCGGCCACCAACAUCUAUGACAAUGAUGGCUUUGAUGGUCCUGUCAGGGGUGCUGGCUCCAUCAACUCCAUGGCCCUGAACUGAAGGACCAUGAGGGUCUCCCUUGUAGUUGUCCCUUGACACCCCUCCCCCAAGGCCUAGGGAAGCUGUUCCCUGAGACUGCCUGUCACUUGAGGACGGCAUGCCCUCUGACCGUGAGGCUUCCAGGCUCCUCUGCUUCCAGAGUGGGCCCCUGGUUUCCGAGUCACUGGGGCCUUGGUCAGAAUGAGAUUGCCUCCUCCUUCUGGGCCUGGGUCUUGGAGUUGCUGGGAACAGACACUCUCCAUGUUCAUCCCAGACUCAGACUCUUUCAUAGGCGCUCACUUCUCUUCCAAUGUUUCCCUCUUCCAAUUCCGUCAAAAGGCCUCAAUUUCAUGUCAGUAAGUCUUUAACACUGACCAGUGUCCCUGAGAACAGAGACAGUGACCCCACCCCUGGCUGUGACAUCGCAGAAGGCCAGGGAGAGGCAAAGGCUCAGGCUGAGAGCCAGGGCCACGGGAGGCAGGCCAGCAGCCACCCCUCCAGGGUGCCCCUGAAGAUCUGCCAUCCACACCUCUUUCCGGUCAGGGAAGGGCCCAGGGAGGAUGUUCUCAUAAAGACCUUGGUCAUGGAUUAACCUCGCCUAGAAAAUGGUGUUGUGUUUGGCCUCCAGCUCCAAUGGUUAUUGAGGCUAUUGCUACUAGUCGAGGCCACCUGGGCCGGGAGCUCUUGGGGCCGGGCUCAUUCUCCCGCCUCCAUCUCAUGCCUGGAGCACAGGCCUGUGGGCCUCAAAACAGCCCAACCUGAGCCUCUGUGGAGAACUCUCCAGAAGCAUAAACUUUAGAAGAGAGAAAGAUGCCUUGCUCUGUGCUUAAUAAAUAUUUGUUGAGCAGAAAUGGCACAAUGUUUUAUGUCACAUGUCUAACUUUGGCUGCCUCUGGACUUAAGAUCAUUUUUGUAAAUGACAGAAAUAAUACACAUGUGGGAAAGUGAUGUUUUUGAGAUAUUUGUUUUGUUUUGUUCUAUUUCCCCACGCUCUUUUCAAGGAAGUAGCCAGGCCACCAUGCGCCCAUGCCUCACAAGUGACUUUGAGAGAGGGAGUAAUUUCUCCUCAAACCAGGAGGGCACAGAGCCCGGGACUCAGCCAAAAGUAGGACGUGCAGCUUCUUUCUUUCAGGGAACAUCCUAUGAAGUAGGCAAAACCUGGAGAACUUGCUGAAGGACCCAGGGGUGCGUUCGGGUAGGGAGGGACAAGCUAUACAGACUGCCAGCUCCCAGGCUGGGACAGUGGGUGAAAAGUGUCAAGGCACAUUUGAGAUCCCGCUUGAGACUUC